Molecule: messenger RNA, 1671 nt
Organism: Aspergillus chevalieri
Lineage: Eukaryota; Fungi; Ascomycota; Eurotiomycetes; Eurotiales; Aspergillaceae
Gene: ORC2
Product: origin recognition complex subunit 2
Exons: 2
Coding region: 1-1671 (556 amino acids)
Biological process (GO): DNA replication
Cellular component (GO): nuclear origin of replication recognition complex; nucleus
Molecular function (GO): DNA replication origin binding
Source: RefSeq, a predicted model, not a curated record
AUGCGCAAACAACCAGAUUCCGGUUCCGACGAUGAAUACCAUCCGGUAUCGACGCCCAAGAGGCAGAGAACUAUGGCAAAUGGUUCCGUCUCCGUGAAUAACAAUAUCAUUGGCAAUGACUCCCCCGAAGCGAGUCCGACGAAACGAACGCCGCGAAAAUCCAUCGCCGCGACUCCGGCCGCCCUGAAAGAAUCGGGACUAAAGACUCCUACGCAGCGAGCAAAGGCAAAAGCCCUUUUUACGACUCCUACCAAACCCACGGUUGUGUCGACGCCUACGCGAGCACGGAAUGCAGAUCGGUCUGCUAAGAAGAAGAGCGCGCGGUUACUGCUCGAGCAGGAUGACGAGGAGGUGUGGGAUGGUGCUGAUCGGUUAGCAGAGGAGAUAUUGGAGGAUGAGCAUACUGCCCCGGAUGUCACCACUGUAGAUGGCGACAAAGAUGUGAAGGAGUCUGUGGAGGCGUCAGCAGAACCAACAGAAAAGCCAGCACAAACGCCCAAACGCCGCGCAGGGCGACCAAAGGGCGCGAGAAACAAACGUUCCCCGACACCUGAGGGAGAGCUUCCGCCACAUGAACGAUAUUUCUUCCAGAACCGGGCGGGUCCGACACAUACGUCGAAUAAUACAUUGAAUAAGGUGUCGCUGUUAACGCAUGAAGAGUACUUUGAUACAUUGGCGCGAUAUACGGAUCCGUGUAACAGGGAGAAGGAGUUCCUGCUGGACUUGCAUCAUCGGUCGUUCCCGCAGUGGGAUUUCGAAUUUGACCAGGGAUUCAAUAUAUGUCUCUAUGGGUUUGGGUCCAAACGGAGGCUUUUGCAGUCUUUCGCGGAUUGGCUUUAUCAGAAACAUAGUCCUGCAUCGCCGUCGAUUGUGAUUGUCAACGGACAUACGCCUAAUAUCUCCAUUCGUUCGAUCUUUGCUACGAUUGCCACAGCCGUUCUUGGUGCAGAUCUCCCGUCGAAACUGGGUUCACAACCAGUCGAAGUCUUGGAGUUGCUGCAGUCCGUCCUCAAGUCACGACCAUACCAAGAGCCCAUUACAGUCCUGAUCAACUCGAUUGAUGCGCCUCCGCUCAGACGAGCAGUGAACCAAGCCCUGCUUUCUCGAUUGGCCGCAACACCUAUGAUCCGUUUACUUGCGACAGCAGAUACACCAAACUUCCUUCUGAUGUGGGACAUCAACUUCCGCGAUCAAUACAACUUUGUUUUCCAUGAUUGCACCACAUUCUCCCCCUUCGAUGCAGAGUUUGACAUUGUCGAAGAAGUCCACGGCCUCUUGGGCCGCAAGGGCCGCCGCAUCGGAGGAAAAGAAGGUGUUGGGUUUGUGCUCAAGAGUCUUCCAGAGAAUGCGCAGAACUUGUACCGCCUUCUCCUCACCGAGUUAAUAACAAUGCUGGACGAAGGACACAACUCAGACGACGAAGACGGCGGCCAAGGACAAGGAGAAAAUAAUGCCCACGACGAAACAGGCAUUGAAUUCCGCAUGCUGUACCAAAAAGCAACAGAGGAAUUCAUCGCUUCGUCGGAGAUGAUGUUCCGGACGCUGCUGAAGGAAUUUCAUGAUCACCAGAUGAUCACGUCGCGGAUGGACGCGAGUGGGAUGGAGAUAUUGGGGGUUCCUCUUUCGAGAGAGGAAAUGGAGGGUGUUCUGGAGGAUUUGGUGUUGAGCUGA